Zingiber officinale is the source of this 2118-nucleotide messenger RNA. RefSeq lists its product as uncharacterized. The record is from RefSeq and is a predicted model, not a curated record. The coding region runs from base 158 to 1729 and encodes 523 amino acids. Gene Ontology annotation, molecular function: acetylglucosaminyltransferase activity. The transcript is spliced from 3 exons. Lineage: Eukaryota; Viridiplantae; Streptophyta; Magnoliopsida; Zingiberales; Zingiberaceae.
GAACACCUGUCACCUCUCCUCCGAAUGCACCCUUCUCCUCCUCUUUUGGUGUGCUUCGUUGUCCCAAUCCCUGACUAAUUUUCAAGCUUCUCCUCUUCUCUUUCCUAAAAUAUAACCCUUUCUCUACGUCGACAAAUGACCGUUGCCGCCGCCGCCGAUGACCUCGACGAUGACGGCGACGAUGGCCGCCCUCCCUUGUUCCUCCGUAUCCAACCGCCCGUGCCUUCCCCGCACCCACCGCCGCGGUGGUCGCGCCGCCUCGUCCGCCGCCGCCAUACUCGCCCUCCUAUUCGCCACUUCCGCCUGGCUCUCCAUCGUCUUCUCUUCUCCCUCUCACCGUCUCCACUGGCCGCAUGUUCGAUCCUCCGCAUCUACUUUCUCUCCCUCCUCCCCUCUGCCUGCCCCCUCAUCCCGCAACCGAGACGAAGGGAAUGACGAAGAAGGUGAUCUCGCCCCUCUCUCCCUCCGCCACCUCGUAUUCGGAAUCGGCGGGUCAGCCAAUCUCUGGCCGAGACGCCGCGAGUUCGUCCGCCUUUGGUGGCGCCCCAGAGCCAUGCGCGGCCACGUCUGGCUAGAUGACUCUGCGCCCCGACUGCCCCCAAAUUCCUCCUUUGCUCGAUCUCUGCCUCCUGUCCUCGUCUCGGAAGACAUCUCCCGCUUCCGAUAUACCAACCCUACCGGCCACCCUUCUGGCCUCCGCAUUGCCCGCAUCCUUGUCGAGUCCUUCCGGCUUGGCCAUCACGGGGCUCGGUGGUUCGUUCUCGUGGACGACGACACUAUCCUCUGCACAGAUAAUCUCGUCACGGUUCUCUCCAAGUACGAUUGGACAGAGAUGGUGUACGUUGGGGGGCCUUCAGAGAGUCACUCAGCGAACACCUACUUUAGCCAUGCAAUGGCGUUCGGUGGCGGGGGAAUUGCCAUCAGCUAUCCUCUUGCCGAAGCUCUUUCCAGGAUGUUGGACGAUUGCAUUGAGAGGUACCCGAGGCUCUAUGGCAGCGACGACCGAUUGCACGCAUGCAUCUCUGAGCUUGGAGUCCCGCUGAGCCGUGAGUAUGGUUUCCACCAGUGGGAUAUCAGAGGAAAUGCGCUUGGUCUUUUGGCUGCACACCCACUUUCUCCUUUCAUCUCAAUACAUCAUGUUGAAGCUGUUGAUCCCCUCUAUCCUGGCUUGAGCUCUCUUGGAAGCCUGAAGCUCUUUACCAAGGCUAUGAAAGCCUAUUCUAUGAGUUUCUUGCAACGAUCAAUUUGUUAUGACAGGGGGCAAAAGUUGACAUUUGCAGUCUCAUUGGGUUAUGUUGUCCAAGUGUUUCCAACCAUUGUCCCUCCAAGAGAGCUGGAACGUUCUGAGCGGACGUAUGCUGCUUGGAACAGAAAUACUAAUAGGAUGGAUUUUGAUUUCGACACAAGGGACCCAUACAGAUCUGUCUGCAAGAAACCUAUUAUGUUUUUCUUGAACAAUAUUGGAAAGAAUGAAAAUACAACUCUAGGAUCAUAUAGACGAGCUAAGGGAAGAGAUGAUCUCAAAAGAAAAGUAUUCUGCUUUCCUCUAUCUCCUCCUUUGCCUGACGUGACUGAAAUUCUAGUUGUUAGCACUCCAUUGAACAACAAGUGGCAGUUGGUACCUAGGAGAUUAUGCAGUAAGCUAGGUCAAGAACAUAAUGGGACUCUCAGUGUUGUAGUUGGGCAGUGUGAACGAGGAGCAUAUGGGUCCGCUGCAAAUUCCUUGUGAGGGGGUUAACCUUGUACAUCAUGACUGAAUAGGAUGGCUUGAGAUAUGGUGAUUAUUGUAAGUGAAAGGUUUUAUUUUUACAUGCUUCGAGUUUAUUUUCCCCUCUUGGAGCUGCCUAUAGAUAAAUGGAGCAGUCUUUUGCAUUUUGGAAAGGAUUAACAUUAGGGAUUUAGUUAGUCUAUGUUAUGAUCUAUAGCAUCUGUUAGUGAAGCUCUAUUAUCUAUCAGCUUAAAUUCUGAUACAUUAUUUGGCUACUAAUAUCAGAAGGUAUUUGAUUUUGAUCUGAUCUCAAUUCAAUGAACAACUUAUCUGCUGUUUGUAUGCUUAUGCAGUUACAGUGAUGAUUGAUUUUGUAACCUUAAUUCAAUCAACUCAUUUUAUGUCAACAA